AUGAGCGGCCCGCGGUCAUCCAAGAAGCGAUGCGGGGACUCGCGCGCGGAGUCCCCCGUGGGCUUCGGGCCCGCGAGCACCCCGGGGUGCGUGCUGAGCAAGCUGUUCCAGCUGCCCACGCCGCCGCUGUCCAGGCACCAGCUCAAGCGGCUGGAGGAGCACAGAUACCAGAGCGCCGGCCGGUCCCUGCUGGAGCCCCUCAUGCAGCGCUACUGGGAGUGGCUGGUGGGGAGAGUCCCCUCCUGGAUUGCCCCGAACCUCAUCACCAUCAUUGGGCUGUCCAUAAACAUCUGCACGACGGUCUUAUUAGUCUUUUACUGCCCCACGGCCACGGAGCAGGCUCCUCUGUGGGCGUACAUCGCCUGUGCGUGUGGCCUUUUCAUCUACCAGUCUCUGGACGCCAUAGACGGGAAGCAGGCAAGGAGAACCAACAGCAGCACUCCUCUGGGGGAGCUUUUUGAUCAUGGUUGUGACUCACUAUCCACAGUGUUUGUGGUUCUUGGAACUUGCAUUGCGGUGCAGCUGGGGACAAAUCCUGACUGGAUGUUCUUCUGUUGUUUUGCUGGGACGUUCAUGUUCUAUUGUGCACACUGGCAAACAUACGUCUCUGGAACGUUGCGGUUUGGAAUAAUUGAUGUGACUGAAGUGCAAAUCUUCAUAAUAACCAUGCAUUUGCUGGCAGUGAUCGGAGGCCCACCUCUUUGGCAGUCUAUGAUUCCAGUGCUGAAUAUUCAAGUGAAAAUUUUUCCUGCACUUUGUACUGUCGCAGGGACCAUAUUUUCCUGUACGAAUUAUUUCCGUGUAAUCUUCACAGGUGGUGUUGGGAAAAAUGGAUCAACGAUCGCAGGAACAAGUGUCCUUUCUCCUUUCCUCCACAUCGGAUCCGUGAUCACGUUAGCCGUGAUGAUCUACAAGAAGUCCGCAGUCCAGCUUUUUGAAAAGCAUCCCUGUCUUUAUAUACUGACAUUUGGUUUUGUAUCUGCUAAAAUCACCAAUAAGCUUGUGGUGGCACACAUGACCAAGAGUGAAAUGCACUUGCACGACACAGCCUUCAUAGGCCCAGCGCUUCUGUUUCUGGAUCAGUAUUUCAACAGCUUCAUCGAUGAAUACAUUGUGCUUUGGAUUGCCCUGGUCUUCUCUUUGUUUGAUUUGAUCCGCUACUGUGUCAGCGUCUGCAAUCAGAUCGCAUCUCACCUGCACAUACACGUCUUCAGAAUCAAGGCCUCUACAGCUUACUCGAACCAUCACUAG
Molecule: messenger RNA, 1251 nt
Organism: Pipistrellus nathusii (Nathusius's pipistrelle)
Lineage: Eukaryota; Metazoa; Chordata; Mammalia; Chiroptera; Vespertilionidae
Source: the annotation of a GenBank genome assembly